Fonsecaea pedrosoi CBS 271.37 is the source of this 444-nucleotide messenger RNA. RefSeq lists its product as uncharacterized. The transcript has a single exon. The coding region runs from base 1 to 444 and encodes 147 amino acids. The record is from RefSeq and is a predicted model, not a curated record. Lineage: Eukaryota; Fungi; Ascomycota; Eurotiomycetes; Chaetothyriales; Herpotrichiellaceae.
AUGCCUCCUGGUGUCCGGGCUCACCGUCGUCACACCCUUGUUCUUGGUGUUGGACUCCAACGUCGGCAGCUGGAGACUUUGGGGUCACCAUCACCCUCCAACUUGUUCCUACCCAUGUUCAAAAUGCAUCAUAUAUGCCGCGGCACCUCCAGCAGUGCCCGGUUCGGUGUCGCUGCUGGGCACCUCUCCGCGACUUCGCAUGGGGCCUACUGGACGAGGCAAAGAGUCAAGUUGCACGAGGCGGUGGGCAUCGUCGAGACAAUGCAGAGAGGACUUGUGGAAAGGCUGGUUGGUUCAACAGGGUCAUCAAUCCUACCCUACCCGACCAACACCGGAACAGGACACACAGAAGCUGGUGACGAUGAGAACGAUGAGAACGAACAGGACCAUGACAAGGGAAAACGGGCAUCAAAGUCGUCGAACAUCCCGAAGCUAAUCCGAUAG